CACACACGAAACACAGCACUGUCGGCUGAAGGGCAACUGCAGCUGGAAAUUGUUCUGCAAGGGGCUUCACAUGGACCCAGUUCACCUUGUCUGAAAACAUUGAAAGAGAGAGAGGAGGAAGGCGGCUGGGAGACACAACACGUGUAGCAUCUCGGGGACAGCCACUGCCCAAAUAUACUCCCGGCAGCCCCCUGGUCCUCGCUGUCGCCUCUCCCUCUGCUGCUAAAAAGUGAGUCACUCGAGCUGAAGAUUAAUGGAUUGCAGUCGUUGUGAAGUAUGGACCUCACCUGGCUUGUGAUCUCGUUCUAAACUCUUCCUGAGUGAUGAACACAGCUCUGAUCUUGCACAGGUUGAUGUGGAUUAUGAAGCAAUAUUUUGCUGUUGUGUUUCUGACACCUCUUCUCUUAAACUUUUCUGAAGGCGUGGAAUAUGGAGAGCUGCGAUUGGCUGGAGGCCGAUUGCCCAGUGAGGGUCGAGUGGAGAUUUACUACAAUGGGGAAUGGGGCACAGUCUGUGAUGAUAACUGGGAUAUCACUGAUGCUCAUGUGGUAUGUCGCAGUCUGGGUUACAUCAAUGCAACUGAGGCAACUAUAGGAGGCAUCUUCGGAUCAGGGUCCGGCUCGAUCCUAUUGGAUGAGGUCUUCUGCACUGGUUUAGAAUCGUCUCUGACACAAUGUCAAAGCGAAGGCUGGAAAAUUCACAACUGCCAGCACUCUGAAGAUGCUGGUGUUCGCUGUGACCCACGGCAGGCUGGAGACAUGCCCAGUUACAGGUUUGAGCAGAUUGCAGAGCUGCAUGAGUCUCUGAAUAGGUUGUACCUCAGCCAGAAACACUGUCAGGUGAAGAUCCUGGUGUUAACAGCGAGGCGAGGACCUGUUAAACUCCACCUGUGUGCACACAGAUUGAUCCUAUCCCUCAGCACAGAUGGGAACCUCAUCAGUGAGAACAAAACCAGUGGCAUCCAAAUCCUGGUCCAGCAGGACUGCUUGCCAUAUGUGGAAGACUUCAUCAGGUACUUUUACACCAAGAAAAUUGACAUCAAUUUGUCAUCAAUCAAGUGCAUUCAUAACAUGGCGUCCAAUUAUGGUGUGACUGCAAUUCGUGAUUACUGCGAUAAACUGUUUUAUAAACUACUCCCCCAGGAUCCUUCCUUCAAGCACCAGCUGGAACUGUAUAACUAUGCUGAGACUGUGAAAGAUCCUCUGCUGAAAGAGAUUUGUAUGGAGUAUUUCGCUUGGAAUUGUGAAACAUUCAUCAGGUCUCCAAGCUGGUAUGAGGUGACUGGAGAUCAGCUGAACACUCUCCUGCUCAGGUCAGACAUUGUCAUCUGGAAUGAAUUGACUUUGUUUAGAGCUGUUGAAACCUGGAUCAUUCACAAGAAGAAAACAGAGCUGACCCAUGAGCUCAUGGAUAAAAUACGCUUUCACAUGAUUGCCCCGGAAGACCUCUCCCGGAUUCAACUCCAGUCAAAACUGUACGAAGAACAUGAUGGUUUCUUUCUCAAGAGAUUCCUGAAAGCAUUCGAGUUUCAUUCAGUUUCAGUUGAGCAGCUUAACAAAGAAAGGCAUUUCUCUGACCUCAGCUUGGAGCCUAGAAUUUAUAUAUCCUCCGAAUGGAGCGCUGUGUUAGACAUUGACCCAAUCAGCCACAUGCGCUCCUCAUCCUCCAUGUACUAUAAUGGUUACCAGUAUGUCCAUCAGGUCAGCUUCACUCAACCAUCUUCACCAAGCAUUACCUUCCAAACUUCCAGGUUCACUAGUGCCUUCUACAAUUCAGACACAAUAUCAUGGAUAGCUCACUACCACACAAGUUCUCAAAGCUGUAAAAGGAGCAAUGUGCGCUGUCCCUACAACAUCUACCCCAUUGCAACCUUAAACAUCAAGAAGCAGAACAAAGAGAGCUCUGUUCAGUACCAAAACAAAGUGUUGCUUCUUUGCAGCAACAGUUACAUAUCCUAUGUGCAUGACGUUAAGGAAGGCAGUGCCAUUCUCCCCUCCUUCAAAGGCCAGGGGCUCUUUUUCUUUGGCUGUGAAUCAGGUUAUUUCUCCACUCUCAGGUUUGUUGUCCGGCCAAUGUACAGGUGAAACAGUAUCAAGAAACAAGACCAUGAGCAGUUAUUAACACAGGCAACAUUACACUGAGCACUCUGUACAUUCCAACCCACAAACAGUGUCAUACCACACAUUCAGACUGUGACAUAUGUCAGGAAACACUCAGAUCCUGAAAUGAAAUCUGAAUUGACAGGUAUUUUUUAAAAAGUUAACCUGAUGAUCUUUCUCUGAAACACAUUUAUCAUAGAAUCCUUACAGUGCAGAAAGUGGCCAUUCAGACCAUCAAAGUUACAUUGGUCCUCGAAACAGCAUCCCACCCAGAACAACUUCCCAUACCCUUUCCCACAGCUAAACCACGCAUCCCUGGACAUUAAGUUUAGCAUUGCCAAUCCACAUCACCUGUAUGUCUUUAGAAUGUGGGAAGAAACCAGAGCAAUCCCACACAGACAGUUGUCCAAGGCUGGAAUUGAACCCAGGUCCCUGGUGCUGUGAGGCUGCAGUGCUAACCACUGAGCCACCCAGUCACACGAGGUGCGGACUAUGAAAUACGCCUAAAGAAAGGAAUGGAACUGGAAUGGGGAUUGACCGUGACACCAGAAACUCAACUCCAGCCACUCUGCAACUUCUUAACAUCUGGAAUUCAGCUUCUGUAACACACAUGGUCUAUGGUUAUGAAAUGUCCCAGACACCACCAUCACCGUCCCUGGAUAUGUCCUGUCCCACCAGCAGGACAGACCCAGCAGAGGGGGCGGCACAGUGGGAUACAGACAGGAGGGAGUUGCUCUGUGAAUCCUCAACAUUGACUCCAGACCCCAUUGGCAGGCAGGGCGUUCCACACCCUUACCACUCUCUGAGUAAAGAACCUGCCUCUGACAUCUGUCUUAAAUCUAUCACCCCUCAAUUUGUAGCUAUGCCCCCUUGUACAAGCUGAAGUCAUCAUCCUCAGAAAAAGACUCUCACUGUCCACCCUAUCUAAUCCUCUGAUCAUCUUGUAUGUCUCUGUUAAAUCCCCUCUUAGCCUCCUUCUCUCCAAUGAGAACAGACCCAAGUUCCUCAGCCUUUCUUCGUAGGGCAUGCGCUCCAGACCAGGCAACAUCCUGGUAAAUCUCCUCUGCAUCUUUUUCAAUGCUUCCACAUCCUUCCUGUAAUGGGGCGACCAGAACUGCACGCAAUAUUUCAAAUGAGGCUGCACUAACGUUUUGUACAGUUGCAGCAUGACAUCACGGCUCCGGAACUCAAUCCCUCUCCCAAUAAAACCUAACACACCGUAAGCUUUCUUAACAGCACUAUCAACCUGGGUGGCAACUUUCAGUGAUCUAUGUACAUGGACACCAAGAUCCCUCUGCACAUCUCCACUACCAAGAAUCUUUCCAUUGACCCGGUAUUCUGCCUUCCUAUUAUUCCUCCCAAAGUGAAUCACCUCAAAUUUAUCCGUAUUUAACUCCAUUUGCCACCUUUCGGCCCAAUUCUGCAGUUUAUCCAAGUCUCCCUGCAACCUGCAACAUUCUUCCACGCUGUCUAUCACUCCACCGACUUUCGUGUCAUCUGCAAAUGGUGUCUGUGUGGAGUUUGCACAUUCUCCCUGUGUCUGCAUGAGUUCCUUCCAGGUACUCCGGUUUCCCCCACAGUCAAAAGAGAGAAAAAGACAGAGAGAGAGAGAGAAAGAGAGACAGACAGAAAAGGACACAGAGAGACAGGGACACACAGGGAAAGGAACAGACAGAGGGACAGGUACAGGAAGGAAGGGACCAAAGAAUCUGACCACCCAGCAAUUUUGAAAGAAUCAAAUCAUUUAUAGUGAAGUUGUUGAUGUGAAAACUAUAAAGUUUAAUUCUUCCCAGUGUCAUGUUCAAAUAAAGUUGUGACUGUUUCACUGAC
This is a messenger RNA of Stegostoma tigrinum, 3929 nucleotides long. Its product is annotated as galectin-3-binding protein-like. Bases 324 to 2084 code for a protein of 586 amino acids. Lineage: Eukaryota; Metazoa; Chordata; Chondrichthyes; Orectolobiformes; Stegostomatidae. The transcript is spliced from 7 exons. Gene Ontology annotation, cellular component: membrane. The record is from RefSeq and is a predicted model, not a curated record.